Messenger RNA from Brassica napus (rape), 1176 nucleotides. RefSeq lists its product as uncharacterized. The coding region runs from base 1 to 732 and encodes 243 amino acids. The transcript has 5 exons. Lineage: Eukaryota; Viridiplantae; Streptophyta; Magnoliopsida; Brassicales; Brassicaceae. The record is from RefSeq and is a predicted model, not a curated record.
AUGGCGAUGAAACCGAAUGGGAAGUCAAUUGUCUCCUCUGGUUACGAUGAGAAAGUCAUGUUCUUCAAAGAUGUCUCGCUGGGUCACCACGAAGCUCAGUUGCGAUUUCGCCUCAUCCAUUUUUGGGAGGCUUGGAACCCAGUAAAGAAGACGUUUAUCGGCCUGGAGAUGCUACUCAUCGAUGAACAGACUUUGUUGCUGCUUAGAUACAGAAAACUCAACCGUGAUCAUACCGCAACCGUGUCGUUCUCAUGGGACUCAAAACUGUCGGUUCUUCGAGACUGUCGCACCCCUUUUGAUGAAGACAGUUUCCGGUUUCAUUCGUAUGAAGAGUUUCAAGCUAACUCUGAUCUCAAGGGAGAUCUCUUCGAUGUUGUGGGCCACAUGAAGUUGGUUGAUAGUCAGAGUAUCAAUAAGUUCCCCGUGCUUGACGAAGUGGAGAUAGCAAAGGCGAGGCGUCUGCUGGUUCAUAUCCAGUCACAUGAUGGACCCGUGAUGAAGCUUUACCUUUGGGAUCAGGCUGCAAGAAAAUUCUGCAAAAAGUUCAAUUCAUACGAAAAUACACCCACCGUGUUACUGGUCACGACCGUAAACACGAAGACUCUCGGAGGUACUCUUGCCUUGGCACCAAUGUCCUCCUCGCGUGUAGUUAUGAAAUACGAUGUCCAACCUACUAUCGAUUACUUCGGCUGUCCCGGAAGCUCUAAUCAGCACAAUCGGGCAAAGACAUAAGUUUUGUGUCAAAGUGACAGAGCACAAUUUAUCAGGCAAGACCCAGUCCCUUACUGUGACCAAGAUCCUCCCUCUAGACACAGCCAGCAACAGUAUCCUCGGAAGGAAACAACACGACUGCAACUUCGGAGGAAACAUUCAAAAGCCGUGUGGAUUCUGCAGAGGGGAGUAAGAGGACUUGUGACAGUGAUGAGAUAGAAGAAGCUAAAUGCCAUAAACGUGGGAAUUAAAGGUUCAGUACGUCUCCUAAACUUGCAAGGUUCAUUGCAGUUUAAGUGUUUUUUUCUCAGUUUCGUUUUUUACUCAUGUUUUCCUUUCAGUUUAACUUUCAGAGUUUUCUUUCUUUCCAACAUUUUAUCUACUUCGAAUGAUUAUGAAACCAUGAGCUGUGCACUAUUACUUUUCUCCUUCAAGAUUACUUUGCUGAGUUAUUCAUUUAGAAUU